Aspergillus tanneri is the source of this 1068-nucleotide messenger RNA. Its product is annotated as putative NAD binding Rossmann fold oxidoreductase. The transcript has 2 exons. Lineage: Eukaryota; Fungi; Ascomycota; Eurotiomycetes; Eurotiales; Aspergillaceae. The record is from RefSeq and is a predicted model, not a curated record. Gene Ontology annotation, cellular component: cytoplasm. Gene Ontology annotation, biological process: NADPH regeneration. The coding region runs from base 1 to 1068 and encodes 355 amino acids. Gene Ontology annotation, molecular function: nucleotide binding; oxidoreductase activity.
AUGUCUGCCGCCAAGUUGAAAAUCGGCUGUGCCGGUCUCGGGCGCAUGGGCAAACGUCAUGCCUUGAACUUUCUCCAGCGGACUCCCCUUGCAGACCUCGUUGCGGCCAGCUCGCCCGACGAUGAGGAGCUGGAAUGGGCCAAGAUUCACCUUGUUCCUUACGGGGUUAAAUUGUACAAGAACUACGACGACAUGCUCAAGCAUGAGGGUUUGGAAGCCGUUGUUGUUGCCUCCGCCACUGCUGUCCAUGCCGAACAAGCCAUCAAGGCCAUUGAGGCCGACAAGAACGUCCUGUGUGAGAAGCCGCUGUCGACCAGUGUCGAGAUUUCCCAAACCGUCCUCGACGCUGCCGCCAAGAAGCCACAUCUUAAGGUGAUGUGCGGCUUCUCCCGUCGCUUCGAUGCCUCUUACCGGGAUGCGUUCAACAAAACGACCGCCGGCAUGAUUGGUACUCCGUCGGUCAUGCGCAGUCAGACAUGUGACAAACUCGACCCGAGCGGCUUCUUCGUCGCCUAUGCCCAAUUCUCCGGAGGGAUCUUCGUGGACUGCUCGAUCCACGAUAUUGACCUCGCCCUCUGGUUCUUCGGACAAGACAGCAAGGUCAAGUCGGUGUCGGCCGUGGGUAUUACGGCCGUGGAGCCCGAUCUGCGAAAGCACAACGAUCGCGAUAAUGCUGUCGGGUUGGUGGAGUUCUACAGCGGCAAGAUUGCCUACUUCUACGCUUCCCGCAUGAUGGCUGCGGGCCAGGAAGACACCACUGAGAUCAUCGGGACUCAAGGUAAGCUGGCGGUGAACACGCAGCCGGCCCUGAACCUCGUCAAUAUCUACGACAGUGCCGGUAUCCGUCGUGAGGUGCCCCAGCACUACUACGACCGGUUCGAGUAUGCGUUCGUCACCGAGGCCAAUGAAUUCACCGCCGCUUGCCUGGAGAACACCCCCGUCCCCUUGAAGCUGGAGGGAGCCGUGCAAGCCGUGCGCAUUGGCGCGGCGUUGCAAGAGUCGCUCAUUUCUGGGGAGAAGAUCUUCUUUGACGAGUCGGGGGAGCGUGUGGACAAAUCCCGACUAUAG